AUGUUCCGCUCGUUGAACAAUGUGCGCCGGCCCUCGCACAUGCACAAUACAGCAAAAGGCCGAGCGGCGAGAAAGAGAGAGAAUGUGCACUUGGUACCCCUCUGCUCUUUCUCUGUCUUCUGCAUGCAUGCACGCACGCACGCGAUCUCCUUUCUGCUUCGUUCUCUCUCAGAGCUCGUGUGCGCCGUCAUCUCUUCUGCCGUGGAAGCGCAGCGCUCUGCAUCGCUCGCGCUCCUCCUCCCGCGUCCACGCCCAUCUGCGCAGAUGGAGCGCGGUCGUUCCUGCAGACGCUGCGGGUGCACGCUGCAGUUCUGCCCGUGCUGCGGCGCCGCGCUCGGUGGAAGGCGCGACGGCGCUGUCAAGGGCCCCCCAAACGGUAGCGAAGGCGGCCUAUUCUCUUGUAACUCAUCGUUGCGCACUCGCUCAGCGGCUGAACGCGCCUUAGGCAGUGGUGCGUCCGUGCCGUGGAGCCAGAGUACUGCCGCCUGGCGGAAGCGACUUCCGCGUCGUCCCGUCAGCGCCUAUGAAGUGUACCUGGCAGCAGUCCAUGGUGUCGUUGCCGACGAGGGCGGCAAGGAGGCGGCGGCCGCCUCAAGGGCCCUCGCAGACCCACGGCCGGCUAUGGCAGCAGCAGAAGGCGGGCAGCGCAGUGAUGAGCAGGUGCGCGCUGCUGCGUUGUCCUGGCUGCGCAUGACGCCUGUGGAGAAGCGUGUCUACGAAGAGGAGGCUCAAUCGUGGCAGACGCGACUGGAGACACUGAGCACAGCUCCCCCCUCAGCGCACGACUUGGGGGAGGGCUCCUCAUCGGCCGCCGCGCUGCCUGACGCGCUUCCUUCGGCAGAACAGCCGUUGCCACAGCAGCAGCAUUCAUCUCAUCUCGUCGCACAGCGAUCAUCACCGAAGGCCACCGCAGAGCGCCUGCCGCGCAGCAAGAGCAGCUUUGUGCUGUUUCGUGCGCACAUGAAGGGGCGGCGCAAGAUGUGCAUGCGGGAGCUGUGCGCCGUGUGGCGGAACAUGUCCGCGGAGGAGAAGGCGCCGUAUGACGCGGCGGCGGCGAGUAAGCGCACCGAGCAGUUUCUCUCGCAGACGCCGUCAGCACCGGGCAGCCAGUCGUAG
Messenger RNA from Leishmania major strain Friedlin, 1116 nucleotides. RefSeq lists its product as hypothetical. The transcript has a single exon. Bases 1 to 1116 code for a protein of 371 amino acids. NCBI's taxonomy places the organism in Eukaryota, Euglenozoa, Kinetoplastea, Trypanosomatida, Trypanosomatidae. The record is from RefSeq and is a predicted model, not a curated record.